GACGUUCCGUGCCCGCUAAACACGCACAGUGCGGUGACCGUGGAGCCGGCAUCGGAGCCGUGGCUCGUCUCGGGAUGAGAUCAAGUGAUAAUCACUGAAAGGAAUCCUGAUUUAUCCCACUUCUACUCUCAGCAAGUCUGGACUAAAAUCAGAAAGAUGGAAUCCUCAAGAAAGCUCUUGGUUCUGGCAUCCCUUGUGUCCUUGGUUUACAUUUCAUCGUCAGAAGUAGACAUUUAUCACCCUCAAUAUGGAAUUGGAAAUCAGGACAUAUUAUCCUCAAGAUUAAGUUCUGGAAAUGUAUCCAACGUGUUUUAUGGAAUCGUAUUUGAUGCUGGAAGCACAGGGACACGCAUUCAUAUCUACACAUUUGUACAGAAGGGUCCUGAACCCCCUCAAUUGUCCAGUGAAAUAUUUGAGUCAGUAAAACCCGGUCUGUCAGCUUAUGCAGAUGACCCUGAGCAGGGUGCAGAGACCGUGCGUGGGCUGCUGGACAUAGCCAAGCAGGCAAUACCUUCAACAUACUGGUAUACUACCCCAGUGGUACUGAAAGCCACGGCAGGACUACGACUGCUUCCCAAGCAGAAAGCACAAGCUCUGCUAUUAGAGAUCCAGGAACUUUUUGAGGAUUCCCCUUUCCUCGUUCCAGAUGACUGUGUUAGUAUAAUGAACGGUACAUAUGAAGGAAUUUUAGCUUGGAUCACAAUAAACUUCUUGACUGGUCACUUGUACAGUGCCAAUGAAAACACUGUCGGAAUCCUGGACUUGGGAGGUGCUUCCACACAGAUCACAUUCCUUCCUCAGACUGAGAGUACACUUCAUGCUGCCCCUGAAGAAUAUAUCAAUUCAUUUGAAAUGUUUAACACUUCCUACAAACUGUACAGCCACAGUUACUUGGGCUUUGGAUUGAAAGUAGCAAGACUGGCUGUACUGGGAGCACUGGAAACAAGGGCAGAUGAGAGCAGAAGGUACAGAAGUUCAUGUCUACCACCGUUCGUGAAGGCAGAGUGGAAAUUUAGUGGUGUCAACUAUAAGUUUGGUGGAAUGAAGGAAGUUCCCUCUAGCUUCCAGUCCUGCUACACCGAAGUCAUUAAGGUAAUACAGCAGAAACUCGAUCAGCAAGAUGAGAUCAAGAAGAGGAGUUUCUAUGCCUUCUCUUAUUACUACGAUCGAGCAGUGGAUGCAGGAAUAAUUGAUCAUGAAAAGGGUGGUGUUAUACUUGUGAAGGAUUUUGAAUUAAAAGCAGAAGAAGUAUGUGAAGACAUAAAUGAGGUGACAACAGGCAGUCCCUUCCUCUGCAUGGAUCUAACAUAUAUCACUGCCUUACUCAAGGAAGGGUUUGGAUUUUAUGAUGACACAAAACUCCAUCUGGCCAAGAAAGUCAAUGAUAUUGAAACCAGCUGGGCACUGGGAGCAGCAUUUCAUUUCAUCCAGUCAUUGAGGACAGCACCCUGAAUUCAAAAAUAGAUCACGAAGCCAAUGAUGCACAUCGACUUUGUUUGAAAAUGAUUCGUAUUUGCCAAACAAGCAAAGUAAUUUUGAUUCCUUUCACUGAAACCGACCCAAAGAUGUUUCCCGAUGGUCCUCGUGGCUGUCAUUUCUCCCACUGGUACGAGGAAGAGGUUAUUUUUCAGCAUUUUUACAAAAUGAUUGGGAGGGAAAAAAUCAAACCAUGGAAGUUUAUGAACUUAGAAACAAUGGGUGACACACCUUCUUGGAUCUAAAGUACUGAAUUGUGUGAUAAUUAUGCAGAAAUUCACCCUCUUAUUGUAAUUCAGGAACAAGCUUGAUAUGUUCAAGGCUGCAGUAAAACUUUUAACACCCUUAGCAAUAUUCACUUGAAAUGAUGAAAGUACAGAAAUGGCAAGUUAUACAAGACUUAAUCAAAUCUUUAAAAAUCUUAAAUGGAAGCCCAGUCUUUAAGAUGUUUUUAUCAUUUAGUGGAGAUUUAAUAGAAUAAUAGACAAAGGAGAAAGCCCUUAACUCCGAGUGGAGUCAUCAGGACACUGUCAUGACUCUACUCAGAGUUUUUUUUUUAAAGCAGGCUUUCUUAUUUUUACGAGGCUGAGUUGCUGGCUCGAUGCUCAACCCAGCGCAGAUGGAAAGUGUGCAAGGGAGCCAGCUGGAUUCGAACUCUGGAGCCUUCGCUCCGAAGUCCGGCACUGAUGCCACUGCGCCACCAGCCGGCCACUGUUGAGGCAAUAAGGCUGUCAAAUCUUCCUAUUGAACAACUUCUGGCUCUUGCAACAGCUGAAAGCGGUGAAGAGGGAGAAGAUUAAUUUUACCUGUGAAGAAUGAGAAGAUACUUUUAUGACAGUCUUAGAUGCCUAAUAACAAAGUUAGUUUAGGGUGAGGUUAGCCCCAGAUGUUCUAAACACUCUUCCUCUGAUAUUAUCACUUUAGUUGUAACUUCAAGUGACCCACCUUUCAGCCCCUGUAUCAAUUUAAAUGCAUCUUUCUGAAUUUUAAAUAGAGGAUUGAAAUAAAAUAUCUACUGGUACUGAGGAUGCAAAAUCCAGCUUUAAUUAGAUGAAGCCUAUGAAUUGACUUGUACGAUAAACCACAUCACUUCUGGGGUCUUAAGGUGCUGAUUAAUCAAUAGUAGUGACACUGGAAAGACUAAUCUUUUAAGGUUGCUUCAAAUGAGAUAUUCUAUCCACCUAAUCUAUAUUUAAAUAAUUAGAGUGGAUAUAUUUAAAGUCUUAAAAUCAGUUUUACAGAUCUAGUUUACACUACAGGGAGCUUAACUUCUUAAUACUGACUUGUCCUCACUCAACAAGUUAACUCUGAAGUUUAAAACUAACCUGUUUGCAACUCAGUUUUCAACCAAAUAAAGGUCUGGAUUCUGGAAAGCAGGAGCGUAUUUUUAGCUGAGAAACACAAGUGGCUGCUGUCUGCAAAAUUUCUUGCAACUGCACGUGAUCUCUAUUCCAGAAUCCAUUCUAGCUCCUGCAAAACAAUACUUAUUUUUGAAAUGCAAAUUGCACUUAACUUUGGCUGUAAUUAAUACUUUAUACAAAGAGUCACUUGUGAUUAUUGAAAAAUUUUGAGGACAUCAUGUCAUGUAAAUUUAAUGUUUGAUAUUUUGUACCAACUAUUUUUUUUAAAUUAAACAAUAUUG
Messenger RNA from Mobula hypostoma (lesser devil ray), 3118 nucleotides. It is a transcript of the gene entpd5a, whose product is annotated as ectonucleoside triphosphate diphosphohydrolase 5a. Gene Ontology annotation, molecular function: hydrolase activity. The coding region runs from base 157 to 1452 and encodes 431 amino acids. The record is from RefSeq and is a predicted model, not a curated record. NCBI's taxonomy places the organism in Eukaryota, Metazoa, Chordata, Chondrichthyes, Myliobatiformes, Myliobatidae. The transcript has 15 exons.